Messenger RNA from Cuscuta campestris, 2495 nucleotides. Lineage: Eukaryota; Viridiplantae; Streptophyta; Magnoliopsida; Solanales; Convolvulaceae. The record is from the annotation of a GenBank genome assembly.
CAGAAAAGUAUUUUCCAAAGUUCUACAUGGUAUCGGAGCAAAAGUUCCUAGGGUUCCAUUUCCGCGCCUAGGGUUUCAUCAUCAACGUCGUCUGUCCGUUAAGUGGGUCCGGCCAAGUUCCUCCGGCCAAAUUCCAGGUCCGGCCGUCGUCCUUAUCUACCCAGUCAAAUCACCGUCGUGGUGCACUGUCCAGCGCCAGUAGUGUAGCGAUUGAUUGGGUUCGUCCAUCAUGGCAUCUAAGAAGAUUGGGUUUCCAGAACAAUAUGGUCGCGGCGGAGGCCGCGGUGCAGCGCAGUGAGGUAGAGGUGGCCGUGGUGGCGGUCGGGGGAACCCCUCCCCUGGUCGCGAUGGUGGCAGAGGGACUGCCCGCCUUGGCAGCACCUCCUAUGGCGACACCCAGAAGGCAGCCCGCCCAGAGCUGGUUUCACAUGAAAAUCGAUUAUCACAGGGAAACAAUCGAUUACCAAGCCUCUCUGAACUUGGGUUUCCUGGACAAAUCAACAAGACAAUCGGUUGUCAUAAGGAUCAUGGCAUACUUUGCAUACCGCGACAAGAGGUCAGGCCUAGUGCGCCUCUUCCGCGGGCCCGUCCAAGAGCCUGCGAGAUCUAACGGGUUUUCAUCACGAGGGCUUGUGUACGUACAUGCAACUGCCCCCAAAUCCUCAUCUCUCUCUGCGAAAUUGCCUCCUUCGCUGAUCCCACAACUUGGGUCCACGAAUCCUCUAUCAUCAAAGAGGAUGAACUUCGAGAAAUGGUCGAAUUUCUGGGUAGAGGCUUCCGGAUCCACCAUCCUGAUGCUGUCGGAGGAAUCAGUCUAUCUCAUAAUCCAGACCCCCAGAAGCUUUUGGGUUCCCCCUGGUCAACUGACCGCGAAUGCGCACAAGUAUGUCGGGUCCUACAUCUUGCGGUGUUGUGCCCUGGAUAGAACCCCAACCCUAGACGAAUUCCUCGUCCUUUUCAGCAUCGGUGGGGCUUUCCCUUAUUAUAGUCUAUUCCCUCAUCCCCAAUCUCCGGUCUUUGAGAGGGUUGAGUCCAAAAUUGACAAGUGGGCCUACCGCUACUUCGUCAUCGAGUUCCCGGUGCAUAGCCCCAUAGAUUUGUCAGACGCCAGGUGGUACAAGAAGGCGGUUUUCUACUACCCUCUUGGUCCUGUCCCCAUCCCAUUUGAAGGGGUAUCUUCCCCCGAAAGGUCGAAGGCUUCUCCCGCAGUGGAAUCUCAUCCAGCUGAGAGCUCCUCAAGGAACCAGGCCCAAGGCAACGCUACUGCCUUGGCCAUUUGCAAACCGUCAGCUGCCCUAGAUGCCAUUCCCAUCUCUGCCAUUCCUGGGCUAAGGAAGCCCACACCGUCCCGGAGGCGGCCACGGGAAGGGGUCACCGAUGAUGACUUCCUCCCGAAGAAGAGUAAAGGUGAUGGUAUUCUUGCUUCGCCCAGCCCCCUGAUUGCCUCUUCUGGUACUCAGAAUACCACCACUGCUACUGCAUCCGGAGGUCUGGAGUUGCCCAACCCGGAUAGCCUGGAUCGUGAAGCAGAUGAAUUUCCUGAACAGGCAGCACUCAAAAGACCAGCGUUAUCCCUUUUCUUGACAUCUCCCUCUCCUUUCCGGGCCCAACAAUCACUCCUCACCCUGAUUGAGGAGUACCUGGGUGGAGCAUGGGGAAAUUAUCGGGCCAUGGUGCUCUUGAAGGAAAAGGAGUUGGCCGCCAGGGCUCUACAACGGAGAGUUGGUUCCCUAGAACAACAAGUCCAGGCCCUUCAGGAAGAUAAUGCCAAGGUCAAUGCAGAUGGCUCGGCGGAACUGAAGGCUGAAAGGUCCAGGGUCAAGUCCCUACAAGAGCAGAUUGCUAUCUACCAACAGGGGACCGAGGAUCUGGAAAUGCAGUUCGACAAACUCCGGGCACAAAUCUCGAGCCUUGAGUCAAAGGCCUCAGCUUUAGAAGACAAAGUGGGGAGUCUAAAAGCCGAACUGGUUGAAAGGGAAACUGCCAAUGAGCUCAUGUCGAAACAAGAGGGUGCCCAUUUUAGCGAUCUCAUGUUGAAACACAUCGGGGCGAAACGGCUUGCCCUCGAGAAAUUGGAGAAGGAGAGGAAAACUUCCAAUGAGCUCCGGUCAAAGAUGGGAGAACUGGAGAAGACUAUGGCUUCCCAUCAAGAGGAGGUGGCUGCCUUGACCGCCCGGGCUGAGGCCCUUUACGAAGAUGGAAAAUUUGACAUGCAACACUGCAUCUACGAGGCAAUCCGGAGCGGUCUCCCGGCCCACCAGUCCUUGGAUGACUUCAUCUCCUACUAUGGCUUGCCUCUUCCUCUUCCUCCCCCAGAUUCUCAUGCCAAUCAGGAGCCUUGAUUUCCUUUCUCUCCAACAAUUGUUGUAAUUUUAUUUUGUAACAUUUAAAGGGUAGCAACUUGGUAACGCUUGUAGCACUUUGUCCUUUUCCAGUGUCUCUUUUGUAUUUACAUCCCUGUAGACUCCUUCCAUUGAGCUAACUGUUCUCUUUUU